CGGGCCAUGCACUCCCUCGCCCAGGAGAUCCGCAGCUUCUCCAGGGCCAACCUGCGGAAGCAGCGCACUCGCGUGACGACGCUGACCGGCCGGAGGAUCAUCGAGACGUGGCGCGGCGCCUGCCUGCAGGUGGAGGAGGAGGCGCCCGGCGGCGGCGGCGGCUACGUGCAGGACCUCAGCGCCGACCUGCAGGUCGGCGUCGUGAAGCCCUGGUUGCUGCUGGGGUCGCAGGACGCUGCCCACGACCUGGAGACGAUGAAAAAGUACAAGGUUACUCAUGUUCUAAACGUGGCAUAUGGAGUCCAAAAUGCCUUCCUCAAUGACUUUAUAUACAAGACCAUUUCUAUUCUGGACCUCCCAGAAACUGAUAUUAUCUCCUAUUUCCCAGAAUGUUUUGAGUUUAUUGAGAAAGCCAAGAUGCAGGACGGCGUGGUACUGGUCCACUGUAAUGCAGGAGUCUCCCGUGCAGCGGCAGUAGUCAUCGGUUUUCUAAUGAAUUCAGAAAGACUGAGUUUUGCUAGAGCCUUUUCUUUGGUGAAAAAUGCAAGGCCUGUGGCUUGUCCAAAUCCUGGCUUCAUGGAGCAGCUUCACAAGUACCAAGAACAGAACAUAAAGGCAAAUGGAAGCAUAAAUGAUCACGACUGACCAAAAGGGAGAAGUGAAACAAUCUGUUUUGACUCUACAGUAACAGAUGUUGGAUGUACUUUUAACCUGUCAUUUUGCAGCCCCCUUUCACAUGUGCAUUUUAAAGGCUAUAUAUUUUUUUUCUUACCUCCCUUUGAACCCCCCCUUUUUAUUAUGUAGUCUAAAGGCCAAAUGGUAUUCCACUGACUUCAGAAAUGAUUUUGCCCAAGAACAAGCUCUUCCUAGAGCGUUAAUAAAAAGAUACAAGUUCAAUUUUCCUUGAAAUAUUAGAAAAAAACCAGAAUGAUGGUUUUUUUUUAUUGAACCAUCAGAAAAUGCAGGCAAUAGAGAAAGGAAAUAAAAUAAGUGAGGGAAGUUGCACUGUUUAAUACUAAACCAAAUCUAUACAUUCUAGUUGGUCGUAAAAUCUAGAUAAUAAAAUGUUCAUAUAAUAAAGUACCUUGAUACUGGAUUUUAAAUUUAUAUUGAAACUAAAGAGGAUUUUAUUGAAUUUUGUGGGCUAGCCAGCCAUUAAAUAUUUUUGGAAAUAAAAACAGAUGGUCUUUUGAGGAUGCUUAAAAUGCAUAGGAUGCUUUAAUGCUUCACGUCUUUCUACUGUUUCUCAUCAGGUAAUGAUUUGAAGUGCACUAACAUGAUGUUUUUAAAGUGCUGGAACCAGGCUAUCAGGUGGGGGUUUUUCUGUAGAUCAUUUUGGUGGAGAUCUGCAAAAUGUUUAUAACAACCUAUCUCUGACUUGCUGCUAUUGCCUUUUCUUUGCAUUCGGUCCCCAGCUGCUGUCCCCUCACUCCAUCGCACAGCAUGCAUAAAGACCAGACAUCGUAGAAUAGGUAACUUGGACCCUCCUGACAGAUCUCGGGCUGGAAUUACUGUCUUAAGAUGGCAUGUUUAAAAAAAAAAAGAAAGGCUUUU
Gavia stellata (red-throated loon) is the source of this 1554-nucleotide messenger RNA. It is a transcript of the gene DUSP19, whose product is annotated as dual specificity phosphatase 19. Gene Ontology annotation, molecular function: JUN kinase phosphatase activity. The transcript has 4 exons. Gene Ontology annotation, biological process: protein dephosphorylation; regulation of MAP kinase activity. NCBI's taxonomy places the organism in Eukaryota, Metazoa, Chordata, Aves, Gaviiformes, Gaviidae. The record is from RefSeq and is a predicted model, not a curated record. Bases 7 to 645 code for a protein of 212 amino acids. Gene Ontology annotation, cellular component: cytoplasm.